AAAAAACUCCUCUUUUUCUUCCCUUCUUGUCAGUCUGCUCUUUCGAUUAGUUGAGAGUGCAGAAUAUUUGCAGGACUUGGAUGUGGAGUUGAAUUGGAGCUGUACCAUAUGUAACAGAUUUGAUGUCCUUAUGUGGUUUCUCUCCACAAAUUGUGACAGCUCUUUGUAUUGCCUAGACCAGUUGUUUAGGCUUUGCAAACAAUUGUCAGAAGAAUUAUUGUAUUGCAAUGGCAUCUUCUGCAAAGACUCUCGUUGCUCCAGGUACAUUAAAUGGAGACUGGACAGUUGUUUCAUCUCGUCGUGGAAGACAAAGAAGAAAUCCUCCCAUACUGAAAAGUCUUGUAGAGAAACAGCAACAACAACAAACUUGGGCUCCAACUGAUAUUGAAAUCAAUUUUGUUCGAGAAUCAAAAUUGAUGCAGAAGAUACAGAUCUGUAUGAAGAAAUUGGAGCUUUCUCAAUUCUAUCUUACCUUGCUGGAUCAAAUGCAAACUCCAGAGAUGAUGAAUUGCUUCCAUAGAGUUUUGAGUUCCGAGUUGAAGAUGAAGAUGGUAAUAUACGGCAUAGGCAGCAUUGAAUCAUAUGAAUCCCCUCGAUUGCAGUUGAGCCUCGCCAUCUUGCUGAAAAGAAGGUUCAAUUGGAUUGGAGAUAUAGAGGUGUUUGAUCCUAUACUUUCUUCCACAGAAUCUCGGGUUUUGGAUGCUCUUGGUUGCUCUGUGUUAUCUAUUAAUGAGCAAGGUCGGCGUGAGGUUAAAAAACCAACGAUGUUUUUCAUGCCACAUUGUGAGGCUGAGUUAUAUGAUAAUCUUUUACAAGCGAAUUGGGGAGUGCGGCAGUUGAAUUGUAUAGUAUUGUUUGGGAAUAGCUUUCAGACAUAUGAGCAGCAUCUGUUAGAGUUCAAGAACUCGCCUAUCAUUCACUCCACCAACUAUAUCCUGGCUGUCCAAAGAUUCACAAAUGAAUUUAGUAUCGAGACAGUUUCAGAUGAUUAUUUUGGUGCUUUUCAUGAUUCAAGUUGGCAAUUUUUCAGCCCUGUCCUUGAAACAGAGCUGCAGUUGAGCAAUUGCUGAUCACAAAUUCCUGACGGGUUUGAGAUUUUUUUUGAUGGUUGAAACAUAUUAGAAUUUCCUACAGAUGAAGGCUAUUAUUGUGGUGUAGUGUGUGCAUCUGCUGGUUCCUGUGUACUGACAAUUACAUUGUAAUUUUUUUUUUAAUGAUUAAUGAGGAUAUUGCCAUACUUUUAAGGACUUUACUAUUUACCAUCCAGAGUAAUCUUUUUCCAAAAA
Molecule: messenger RNA, 1286 nt
Organism: Rosa rugosa (rugosa rose)
Lineage: Eukaryota; Viridiplantae; Streptophyta; Magnoliopsida; Rosales; Rosaceae
Product: protein SENSITIVITY TO RED LIGHT REDUCED 1
Exons: 3
Coding region: 228-1070 (280 amino acids)
Biological process (GO): microtubule-based process
Cellular component (GO): nucleus; cytoplasm
Source: RefSeq, a predicted model, not a curated record